CCCUCCUCCCACUACCACGAGUUUUUCCAGCGCUCAGCCGGGACGGUCACGGCGCAUGAGUGUGUUAGUUCUCGGAGGCACGUUGAGUUUGAUGCAGUGCCCGUUAGAUUAGGGUUAAACAUGUUGAAGAGCCACAGUAAAAAGACGCUGCUCUCCGCAGCCGGAGCCUCGCUCGCCUGCCUUGCGCUCGUGCUGGUGCUCGCCCAGCGCCAGCGGAGCGCGACCGAGGGCGCACCGGGGGACCGGGAGAGGGAGGUCGGCGUGCGCUCGCUCCAGAGCCUGGUGGACACCGGAGCGGAGGACGCGGCGCAGAGCGAGGAUCAGUCCGGGGAGAAGAGGGGGUUCUCGGCGUACUUCUCCAAGUUGACGCGCAGCAGGAGGGAAGCGGAGCGGCCUGGGGGCGCACGGGGGUCCGCGGCGACCAGCCCACCCCCAGCCGAGCUCAUUAGCAGUGAUGAUAUCUUCAUCGCGGUUAAAACCACCAAGAAGUUCCAUAAGUCCAGGCUGGAGCUGCUGCUGGACACUUGGAUUUCGAGGAACAAGCAGCAGACGUACAUCUUCACAGAUGGCGAGGAUGAGGAGCUGAAGCAGAAAAUGGGAAGCCACGUCAUCAACACCAACUGCUCUGCUGCCCACAGUCGCCAGGCCCUGUCCUGCAAGAUGGCCGUGGAGUAUGACAAGUUCAUUGAGUCAAGCAAAAAGUGGUUCUGCCACGUGGAUGAUGACAACUACGUGAAUGUGAAGACCCUGGUCCAGCUGCUGUCUCUGUACCCUCACACUCAGGACAUGUACAUAGGCAAACCCAGCCUGGACCGGCCCAUCGAGGCCACAGAGAGACUCGGGGACAACAAGAUGCGUCCUGUUAAUUUCUGGUUUGCCACCGGAGGAGCAGGCUUCUGUGUGAGCCGUGGUCUGGCUCUGAAGAUGAGCCCCUGGGCGAGUGGUGGUCAUUUCAUGAACACUGCGGAGAAGAUCCGCCUCCCAGACGACUGCACUGUCGGCUACAUCAUCGAGUCCGUUCUGGGGGUUCCGCUGACCCGCAGCAACCUGUUCCACUCACAUCUGGAGAACCUGCAACAGGUGUCCACAUCAGAAGUACAUAAACAGAUUACGUUGAGUUAUGGAAUGUUUGAGAACAAGAGGAAUAUCAUCAACAUGAAAGGGGCUUUCUCAGUUGAGGAGGACCCAUCCAGGUUUAAGUCAGUGCACUGUCUGCUGUAUCCCGACACGCCGUGGUGUCCUCCUCAGGUUGCUUUUUAAGGCGACCAGCUCCUCUCUUGUAUCCUCGUCUCAGCUGUGCCUCGGUAUCUGACAGGCACCUGGGACCGGUGUGGUUUUAGCCGUGUACUGCUGUGUUUUCGCUGCAGUGUAACUCGGCCUCUUAUGGUUUUUACUGGGCUGCUGUGCGGCCCGCCUUCGGACGCUUCCUUCCUGCCUGGUGCGGGGGCUUCCUGUCUGAACCCCCUGGGUGGGGCCCAGGGGGCUCUGCAGGAACAGGCUCUCGGCACCAGGCUUCGCAGGCAAUCAGCUGUGCUUUACGUCCUUCAUGUUGCUUGUAUUCCAUUUGCAAUUCUCAUAGAAUGUGUGUUUUAUUAUGUGUCCAAGCCGUUUUUGCCAGCUUUACAUGCUUAGUUUCUAUAUUUUUUUUGCCCCUUUUCCAAAAGUGAUUUGGGACAAGACUCCGGGGUCCCUUGAUUCAGAAAUCAGGAGUCCCAAGAUUCAGGGGUCCAUGAUUCAUUAGCUAUUGAUUCAGAAGUCAGGAUUCCAUGAUUCAGGAGUUCCUUGAUUCUGGAGUCCAUGAUUCAAGUUUCAGGACUUCUUUGAUUCAGGGGGUUCCUUGAUUCAAGAUUCAGGGGGUUCCUUGAUUCAAGAUUCAAGGGGUUCCUUGAUUUAAAGAGUCAGGAGUUUCUUGAUUCAAGAGUCAGGAGUUUCUUGAUUCAAGAGUCAGGAGUUUCUUGAUUCAAGAGUCAGGAGUUCCUUGAUUCAUGAGUCAGGAGUUCCUUGAUUCAUGAGUCAGGAGUUCCUUGAUUCAAGAGUCAGAAAUUCCUUGAUUCAUGAGUCAGGAGUUCCUUGAUUCAUGAGUCAGGAGUUCCUUGAUUCAAGAGUCAGGAGUUCCUUGAUUCAAGAGUCAGGAGUUUCUUGAUUCGAGAGUCAGGAGUUCCUUGAUUCAAGAGUUAGGAGUUCCUUGAUUCAAGAGUUAGGAGUUCCUUGAUUCAAGAGUCAGGAUUUCCUUGAUUCAAGAGUCAGGAUUUCCUUGAUUCAAGAGUCAGGAGUUCCUUGAUUCAAAAGUCAGGAGUUCCUUGAUUCAAAAGUCAGGAGUUUCUUGAUUCAAGAGUCAGGAGUUUCUUGAUUCAAGAGUCAGAAAUUCCUUGAUUCAAGAGUCAGGGGUUCCUUGUUUCAGGAGUCAGGAGUCCAUGAUUCAGGAGUCCUCCCUACUCAGGUUCAAUGGGCUUGACGGGGGAUUUAUUUUUUAAAAUAUUGGUGCUUUUAUAGAUUUUAAUUUGUUUUUCAUUAAGUUUCAAAGACUCCGGACAAAAAUUACGAAAUGAAGGUUAAUUAAAUAAUUCUGUUGUUUAGUUUCAUUUUCAGUUCCUAGUAUUUUAGCUUCAUUAUUGCUUUUAUGUAUAAAGAUUCUGAUAAUUUAAUAGGAUUAUAAUAAUUUGUGCUGGCAAUAGGCAAUUUUCCUCAUGUGCCUGCAGGUUUUUUGAAUCUGUGGUAUAUCAGGAUAGAGCACUUUUUUAUUCUUACAUUGCUGUUCUGAAAAUGAUGACUAUGAUGGGACUCAAAGCUGUGUGAUGUAACAUAAGCCCCCCCCCCGAGCCUUUAGAUUAUAUUAUAUUUAAUGCCAUUACUUGCAUUCAAACAAUCUUGGCAUAUAGUUUUAAUGAGAUUUUUGAUCUGGUCUGAUCUGAUCUCAUCUUGUUAGCUUUGUUAUGAGAGAUAUUUAACGUAGGGAUGCACCGAAAUGACCAUUUUCUGGCCAAAACCGAAGAAAAUCAAGCCUUUAAUUCAUGUUUUAAUAAGUAUGCAAUUUUUAUUUUCACCAUUGCAUACAGUUUUUUUUUUUUUUGCUUAAAAAAACGAAAAAGCAAUUACAAGUGUACAAUUUACAAAAUAUUUAUUGAACAAUGAACAUUUUAAACAAGCCAUCAAACCAUAAUACUGUUUGGUAUAAAUUGUCUUCACAUUUUUUUUUUCUAGAUAUUUUUUGCCAUUAUUUCGGUUGCCAAAUAUUCGGUGCAUCCCUAAUUUAAUGGGAAAUUGCACAGCUUGAUAUAUUUAAGCUGCUUGUUGCUCUUGAGAAGUGCCGUUCUCCUGCUCAUGUUUACACAUGCUUUGUGAACAGAACUGGCAGUGCAUCUUUCAUUAACCACUUGCUAUAAUGUGCACAAUAUGGCAGCUACAAUAUAUGGAAUAGACCUAUUGAUCUUUCUGAUGGUUAUAAUGGUUCUGCCAUGUUUCAGCUGACAGGAGUCACCUGGUUCCUUCCCCCGAGCAACAGCAGUGUCCAUUAUAUACAGAGUCUUUCUCUGUGUGGAGAUGACCCACAUUGGGUCGACUGUAUCUUAUUUAAAGCAGUAUUUAUUUACUGUGCCUUUUUUAAAUGAUUGUAUUUGUACAUUAUUUUGUUUAGAUGGUAUAUGCUUUUUUUCCACCUGUGAAUCAGACUUGGUUCUGAUGACUCUAAUGUUUUGUAUUGCUUUGAAUUUUGUGCUAAUGGCUGUAAUUUAUACUCCAGUAUCUGGAUUCUCCCGUUGUUCACAUGCCUGUCUCUCAGGGAUCAGUGUCCUGACUAAGUUACCACAGGUGCUUCUGUGGUAACUGUGCUUCUAGCUUUCAAAUAAAACAGCAUACUCGCUGAGAAACUUUA
Molecule: messenger RNA, 3871 nt
Organism: Astyanax mexicanus (Mexican tetra)
Lineage: Eukaryota; Metazoa; Chordata; Actinopteri; Characiformes; Acestrorhamphidae
Gene: lfng
Product: LFNG O-fucosylpeptide 3-beta-N-acetylglucosaminyltransferase
Exons: 9
Coding region: 121-1260 (379 amino acids)
Biological process (GO): regulation of Notch signaling pathway; pattern specification process
Cellular component (GO): Golgi membrane
Molecular function (GO): O-fucosylpeptide 3-beta-N-acetylglucosaminyltransferase activity
Source: RefSeq, a predicted model, not a curated record